UAACUCAUCACGAGAGAAAAGGAAGGGAUUAAUUAAAUGUUUAAGAAGUGUCGCGUGCACACCCUGCACCCCUGCACUACAGGGUUGCGUAUUCAAUGAAAAGAUUCUAUCAGUAUAACCAUGUACUUUUAUAAUUAAGGGAAACUCUUUAUGGCAAUGAGCCGUUACAUCCUUAUACGGUAAUCCAUUAAUUAGACUCCACGGACAUUGAAAAUAAACUGGGCCAAAGUCAUCAAUGAAGAUUUAAGCAAAAGUGAAUAGCAACAAUAUUGGAUUCCCUGGCUGCCCCUUUGUUAAAUUCUUCAGUUACCCAAAUAGACUUUUCAUUUCAGAAGUACAUUCCUCUCUCUUUCUUUUUUUUCUUUUCUUUUUUUUAAUACGCAGAUUACAUCAAACCAUUUUUGCACUUAGAUUCUGAUACCUUGAGAUGUUCUUGAAUCCAAUGCUCAGUCUUUUCUACACGAAAUGCAGGAAAGUAACUGAACUGUGGCUGCUCCUCGUAGCUGUAUCCAGUGUUAUUAUGGGAUAUUUCAUUGGGUCAUCGUUUCACAAGGUUUCGUCGAACAAGAUCCAAAUGCCCGCACUGAACCAUAGUGCAGACGAUAACAACCAUACGAUAAAGUUUGAUUCAGCUUCGUCUGCAUGUGUUUCAAACUCAAGUCAAUGGUUUAAUACACGUAACAACACAAGGAUAUAUGUGGCAACAAAUCCGCGAGGAGCUGAAUCAUUGCCCCCUGGCAUCGUCGAGCCUUAUUCAGAUUUCUAUCUCCACGGAUUGCAGGAGAAUUCCAGCGAGGAUUUGGUGGGGAAACCAAAGUACUUGUUAGCUUUAGCAGUUGGGUAUAAACAGAAAGAUAUCGUAAACGAAAUUAUCCGGAAGUUCUCAGGUAACUUCUCCAUUGUGUUGUUUCACUAUGAUGGGAGGACAAGUGACUGGGACCAGUUUGAAUGGUCACACAGAGCAAUUCAUAUCAGUGCAAGAAAACAGGCUAAGUGGUGGUAUGCAAAGCGUUUUCUCCAUCCGAAUAUUGUAUCCAAAUACGAAUACAUAUUUAUCUGGGAUGAAGAUCUCGGGGUCCAGCAUUUCAACGCAGAAGAGUACUUGAAACUAGUCAAGAAACAUGGCUUAGAGAUAUCCCAGCCUGGAGUUGAAUCAAAAAAGGGUUUGAUUUGGUCAAUGACAAAGAGGAGGGACGGCGUUGAAGUCCACAAGAAAGCUGAAGAAGAUCCAGGCAAGUGUAGCAACGGCCAGCAUCGGCCACCAUGUGCAGGGUUUGUUGAAAUAAUGGCCCCAGUUUUCUCUAGAAAAUCUUGGCAAUGUGUUUGGCACAUGAUCCAGAAUGAUUUGGUUCAUGGAUGGGGCCUUGAUCUUGCUCUCUGGAGAUGUGUAGAGACGCCACACGAGAUGAUAGGUGUUGUUGAUGCGCAAUGGGUAGAGCAUAAGGUUGUGCCGUCCCUUGGAAGUCAGGGCUCAUCAAGUAAUGGAAGACCAGCAUGGGAGGGGGUUCGGAAUAGGUGCUUUACUGAAUGGAGAGAGUUUGAAAGACGAAUGUACAAAGCAGAGCAUGGUAAUGGGUAGCCAGAGAAUGAGGGCAAGGAGAAGAAGAAGAAUCCUCGUAACAUACCUAGAACUUUCAAGCAAAUUGCUAGGUUUCAUAAUUAUUCCCGCAGAAUCGGAAAAAAGAAUCGUGUAGAACAAGACCAUGUUGUCAAGAACAUGAGGAUUUGCCAAUGCACAGUCUUGGCACCUAGAAAGCACCGAGGUUCUGGCUAUUUUGCCCCCUUUUGGGGGAAUUUAGAAGUAUCCUUUUUGCCUUUUUGGUUGAAGACAUUGAUGUUGCGAAAAUCUACCAAAAAUGGACCUUAGUUUUGGAUAUGAAGGAAAUCCCUCCAACAUCUAGCAAUACUAAUCUUUCUUACAAAUUAAGAAGCAGAUUAUUAAAGUUUAAGCCUAAGACCAUUCUGAAUGUCACAGGCUCCAGCCAGAACCAAGAAGACUUAUUAACUCAAUAAAACCCUAGUUCUGAAUACUUGGAGUUAGCUGUGAGAUUUCAUGGAGUCAUCCUCGUCCAACCUAACACCAAUUGCUUAUAGGUGGAGUAACCUCUUUAUCUUAAGCAAGCUUGGAUGACUUAAAUAAACAAUGUGGAAUAAAGUUUCCCUCACUUGCAGUUUUGUAGCGCUAGAAGGUAUGGAUCAAGUAGGUGAGAGAAUUCGCUGGAGUGGAAACUCAA
Molecule: messenger RNA, 2234 nt
Organism: Rhododendron vialii
Lineage: Eukaryota; Viridiplantae; Streptophyta; Magnoliopsida; Ericales; Ericaceae
Exons: 14
Coding region: 428-1579 (383 amino acids)
Source: RefSeq, a predicted model, not a curated record